AUGUCGGGUAACGCCCCUGGCCUGGAUAAUGAUGCACCCGGUGGAGUGAUUAUUUAUGCGAGGACACUGUUUUGGGGUGUGCCACGGGCACUGACAGGCAGGCUGGCCGAUUUCGCGAAGCGCUACGACGUUCCAAUCAUUGCUGAUGGAGGCAUUUCGACGGCAGGACAUGUCGUCAAGGCGCUCAGUUUGGGAGCCUCCUCGGUCAUGAUGGGAGCUUUGCUGGCGGGCACGACAGAAGCCCCCGGCGAGUACUUCUUCUCGAAUGGUGUACGUCUCAAAAAGUACAGAGGUAUGGGCAGUCUGGACGCCAUGUCUGCCAAUCCCUCCAGCCAAAUGCGCUACUUCUCAGAGACUGACCGCGUUAAGGUCGCCCAGGGAGUCUCCGGCAAUAUUGUUGAUCGGGGCUCAAUCCACCAACUGUUGUGGCAUUUAAUGGAAUCGGGAGAGUUGCGCUUUGAGCGGCGUAGCCCCUGUGCGCAGAUCGAGGGUAGCGUGCACGGUCUUCAUUCCUAUGAGAAACGCCUGUUCUAA
Messenger RNA from Dibothriocephalus latus, 534 nucleotides. NCBI's taxonomy places the organism in Eukaryota, Metazoa, Platyhelminthes, Cestoda, Diphyllobothriidea, Diphyllobothriidae. The record is from the annotation of a GenBank genome assembly.